Messenger RNA from Spodoptera littoralis (African cotton leafworm), 174 nucleotides. The record is from the annotation of a GenBank genome assembly. Lineage: Eukaryota; Metazoa; Arthropoda; Insecta; Lepidoptera; Noctuidae.
AUGAAUUUAAUCCACAAGUAUAGUAUUAUAAGAGAUAAGUGUUAUCUCUGUGUUAAAUUGCAUGAUAACUUGCAGCUAACAUGUGGCAAUUCCUCUACAGCUUGUAGCUGCUUUUGUUGCAUAGGUUACUCUUUCUGUGCUGAAAAUGAUCACCCAAACAUUUAUUUCCAAUAA